AAGUCUAUCUUUAAUAAUUCUAAUACCCGUUUCUGAUCACCAAUACCCCACUUUCAGUCUACACGUAGCCAAUCAUCGCGUCUUGCAUCAAAAUGAAGUACACUGUUGCUAUUCUCACCUUCGUCAUCGGCGCAUUCGCUAUUCCUCAGCAGGCCUCAUCCAUUACUAGCGCUCCUGCAACCACUGCAGCGCCUAGCAACUAUACUUCCCAGCUGAGUUGCGCUUCCGCAUGCGACGCAACUGAUGUGGACUGUCGCGCAGCAUGCCUCGGUGUCGCCCAUCCCAAUGCGUCCCAAGCCAUUGAAACCACCGAAUGUGCGGCCAGUUGCGACCAGGGAGAUGGAUCUACCGAGGACACUCAGAAGUUCUCCGAUUGCGUCCAGGGUUGUAUCUACAGCCUCUACCCCAGCAGCCAGACGUUCUCUCUUGCCAAUGCUGCCAUUGUUUCCUCCGCUGCGAGUGCUGUAGGCUCGGUGACCAAUUCUGCCUCUGCCACUGCCACUGGCUCAGCCACUACUGGAAGUUCUUCUGGCACUGGCUCUAAUGCUCAAGCGACUGGUGCUGCCAACUCUAACUCUGCGCACUUUGCGGGCGCUGGCCUCGCUGGUCUUAUGGCGGUCUUUGCUUUGUAGAUUUGUCAUUCGCGAUUAUGCCCAGCAAUGAUAUGUUCGAUGAUGGAUGGAACCACCGACCAGCCAAGUCAACAACAUUAUGCCGAGAUGCGGGGUCCCAGGUUGCGAUUAUCGACCGCUACAGAUAUCCUGAGAUAAGGCACUUAGCAGUUAAUGCGUCUUAAAGGGUCUCGCAGAUGUAAAAACCGUAGGGUGUUGGGGAAUACAAUUCAAUUCCAAGGAUAACUUUUGUUAAAUUCCAUGCUAGUGCUCGGUUGCCAAGUGCCUCAUUGGGGUGUAAUACCCAGAAUAGUCCUCGCGAAC
This is a messenger RNA of Dothidotthia symphoricarpi CBS 119687, 935 nucleotides long. RefSeq lists its product as uncharacterized. The transcript is spliced from 2 exons. Bases 93 to 632 code for a protein of 179 amino acids. NCBI's taxonomy places the organism in Eukaryota, Fungi, Ascomycota, Dothideomycetes, Pleosporales, Dothidotthiaceae. The record is from RefSeq and is a predicted model, not a curated record.